CAUAAAACAUCUCUUGGUGUUUAAGCAGUUUGAUAUUAGAUACACAAUACCUAAUUUGCAUGGGCUUGUUUAUUUAAACUGAAUAUGAAGGAUACAAAGAAGAAAAAAGAUUACAUAAAAAGUUUUAUAACACAGUCUUUUAAAAACUUAGGAAAACAAAUUGCAAGACAUCCAUUGUAUUUUAUAAUAGUACCUUUGCUGUUUUCACUUUCCUUUGGCUUUGGAAUAUUUAAAUUGAAGUUAAAUGAUAAUAUCGAAAAUCUUCUUGAACCAGAUAGUGGUAAAACUGUAGACACGAAGAUAUUUAUCGAAAAAACUUUUCCUUUCAAUUCUUCUGAAAAUUUUGAUAUUGUAAGAUGUCUUAGUGUUCCUAAAGGCCUAAUGAUUUAUCUCUUACCAAAUAAUUUGAAUGAAAACAUGAUGAAUAAAGACAUACUUAAGGAGAUAAAGGUAUUGGAUGAAAUCGUUAAAAAUAUUAAUAUUUCCAUUAACAAUGAUCAGAUUGGAUAUCACAAUAUAUGUGGAAUUAUUCAUAAAAAGUGUUUCGAAAAUCCAAUUUCAUACUUGAUAUCGAACAUGGAUAUUGUAUUGGCUAAACGUAAAAGAAUCGAAUUUCCUGUAGAGAUAGAUAUGCUGACUUUAUCGUAUCAUAUGUAUUCAUUAAAUUUAGGUGGAGUUGAAACAAAUAGUAAAGGAUAUGUUGAAAAAGUAAAAGCUAUGAGAUUAAUAUACCCAUUUGAUGUUAGUACGAAAUGGAAAAAAGAAUGGUUUGAACAGUGGACCAAAGCAGCUUUUAGAAAUAUAGUAAAUCACGAAUUUCAAUAUAUAAAUCCUUUGUUUGAUCCCUUGUGGAUGGCAAUAAGACACUCAAAAAUAACGUUUUAUGAUAUAAAAUCAAGAAUAGUUGCAGUCGUUAUUUUUAUAUCUCUAUUUUCUAUCAUCAGUUGUUUGAGUGUCCCGAUGAUUAGAAGUAAACCAUGGCUCGGUCUUGCAAGUGUUGUAUCGGCUGGUUUGGCAAUACUAACUUCAUUUGGAUUAAUGGGAAUAUUUCAGAUAGAAAGCACGUAUUGGAAUAUUUGCAUUCCAUAUUUAGUUAUCGUCACAGAGAUAGACGAUGCUUAUGUGUUGAUAGCGUGUUGGAGGAUUACUGAUCCAAAAAGUAAUGUGGAAGAUCGACUUGCUUAUACUUUCAGCGAAGCCGGAGUUUCCAUCACACUGACUUCUUUGACGAACUUUCUUGCAUAUUGUAUUGGAAUGACAAUGUUGUUUCCUGUUGUAAAAUUAUUUUGCUAUUAUUCUGCAGCUUGCAUAUUCUUCGCUUAUAUUUUUCAAAUAACAUUUUUCGGUGGUUGCAUGGCAUUAAGUGGAUACAGAGAAGAGAAGAGACUUCAUCCAUUUACUUUUCGAUUAUCCGCCACAAUUACCGCCGAUGGAAAUUGAGAACCGUAACAACUAUGUAACCCAUAUAAUUAUUUUGCCUGUGAUGAUUUCCAAUGGUUUUGCACUUGAAGAUAAUUCUCAGGAGACAACUACUCGAGAUCAAUGAAAUCUUGCAAAAUUCUUUCCAAUUCAACGAUAUUAAUUAAUUAAU
Molecule: messenger RNA, 1591 nt
Organism: Centruroides sculpturatus (bark scorpion)
Lineage: Eukaryota; Metazoa; Arthropoda; Arachnida; Scorpiones; Buthidae
Product: patched domain-containing protein 3-like
Exons: 4
Coding region: 85-1440 (451 amino acids)
Cellular component (GO): membrane
Source: RefSeq, a predicted model, not a curated record